Molecule: messenger RNA, 2853 nt
Organism: Vespula vulgaris
Lineage: Eukaryota; Metazoa; Arthropoda; Insecta; Hymenoptera; Vespidae
Gene: Exo84
Product: exocyst complex component 8
Exons: 8
Coding region: 246-2378 (710 amino acids)
Biological process (GO): intracellular protein localization; exocytosis; Golgi to plasma membrane transport
Cellular component (GO): exocyst
Source: RefSeq, a predicted model, not a curated record
ACGAAAAAUGUCAGAUGUCAGAUUCAACAAAGUUCGAUAGGUUAGAAGAUUGUACGUACUAUUAGCGAGCAUCGACAUAAAGAGAGAGAAAGAGAGAGAGAGAGAGAGAGAGAGAGGAAAGAGAUGAAGUGUGUAAAUAAAAUAAACUCGCUUUAUUUCUAGUGAUUAGAGUACAACCGUAUGACUCUUGCAAUUAUUAUAGGUGAAUCGUAAUAGUAACACAAACUAAUAAAGUGCAAAAUACGAUGGCAGAAAAUUUAGCUAAAGUUUUUGCAGCAGAAGAUUUUAAUGCGGAGAAAUUUGUUAAGGAUCUAAGUGCGCAAUGCGUUGGUGCGGAUGAACUUCGACAGCAACGUGCAAAGAUUCAAGAACUUGCAAAUAAUACAUCUGCUUUGUUAAAGCGCAAUGUUUAUCAAAAUUAUAUGCAAUUUAUAGAAACGGCUAAAGAAAUUUCUCAUUUAGAAAGUGAAAUGUAUCAGUUAUCGCAAUUGUUAAGCGAACAGCGUUCUUUACUAAGUACACUUGGCACUACCAGAACUACUGGCCUUAUGUUUGAAGAUUUAUCAGAAUCCCAACAAGACAAUAAUAAUGAUAAUAUUACUAAGGAGCAAGAGCAAAAACAAAAACUGAUUCAAUUACUUGAAAAUGUAGAGGGUGCAAUGAAUUUGGCAGAAAUUGCUGGUCGUGUUUGCUUGCACGAAGGUUCUCUUCUAGAGUUAGAUCCAGUUGAUGGGAUGCCAUUAAAAAGAAUUCAUGCUUAUUUAUUCAACGACGUAUUAAUGAUAGCCUCUUGGUUAGCUAAUGGUGGCAGAAGAGGUCCACCCAGAUAUAAGAUGCAAGCUGUCUACAAUUUACAAAGUUUAGCUGUUGUUAAUAUUAGAGAUCUGGGUACUGUGAAGUUGGCAUUUAAACUUCUUGCGUUUCCAGAUACCAGAGUAUUUCAGUGUGCAACCGCAACAAGUAAAGAAUGGUUGGACAAAUGCGAACAAGCAAAGAGAGCCAAGCUGGCACAAGAGAACGGAAGUAACGAUGCAGAUAAAAAUAAACUUUCCAAGGAAAAACAAACCAUACCAUCACGCUCGAUGUCUUUGGAAUCAAACACAUUAGGUAUGGACGAUGAUGAAGAAUCGGAAUAUCAUGAGCCACCACCUGAAUGGGUAUUAGAAGUAGCAGAGGAUUUAGACUCUUGCAUAGCACAACGCCACUUUGAAGAUGCUUAUAGUCUUUUAGAAAGAGCUAGAACAUAUUUAAAAGAUACGACAAUGACACCUCUUUUGUUGGAAAUUCAAGCAAAAGUUAACGAGAGAGGACGUGCUCUGAUCGAUGUUUUAAUCAAAGAGCUUGAAUUGAGCUCAGAGUCAAAAUCGCUACAAGGUGGUGGUUUACGAAGCGCACGACGUAUAGUUAGACUUUUAAUACAAUUAAAUCGAAGUGCUCAAGGAUGUAAAUUGUACCUAAGAUUAUGUAGUGCUAUGCUGAAAGCACGAGUUAAAAGGGUAAAGAGAGAAGGUGCCAUUGUGCCUUACAUACGACAACUUAGUGCAAUUGCUUUCAGUAAUAUAGCAGAAAUGGCAAAAGAAUUUUUGAAACUUUUCCCACAGUCUACAAAUUGUACUUCUGGCUUAGUGGUUUGGUGCAGUCAAGAAAUAAAAUACUUGACAUCGCACUUAACCAAUUUACUUUUCAUCCCGCAAGUAUCAUUAAGCAUUUUAGCCGAAUGUAUUGUCGCUGUUAGAAGUCAUUGUGACCAGCUAACACAACUAGGCAUGGAUUUUCGUUAUCAAUUAGAUGGUCAACUCAGAUCCCCUUUGUCUAAAGUUAUACAAGACACUAGUGAAAAUUACAUCGAUACCGUUACGAAGGCCCAAACUCCAGAGGAUACAUGGAACCCCACUAAUCUUCAAAGUAGUCAAAAUCUUCAAAAUUCAUUAUUGGAAUUAGAUAAUCUUGGUAUCGGCAUACCAAAAACUUAUUUGACGAAUGAUUUUUGGAUCGCAUUAACCAGUAAUACACUAGCAUUUUCAAAAUUAUACGUUAGUUUUCUCGAGGAUUGUCUAAGCAUUGCAACCCCGGAACUUAUGCAGACAAUCGAUACUGCUCUUUUGUCAUUGAUGAGAACACAAGUACAAUAUUUAAUAACAUCUCUUAAUAAUCCAAAAUUAAAACAAGAGAAACGAAUGGUACAAGAUAACGCGGCUUAUGUCAGAGAUGUAGUAAUCAACAGAGGUCUGGAAUUAUAUAAAAGUGUAACAAAUCGGAAGUUUACCAAACUUUUAGUACUCAAAGAACAAAUUGUGCUUGAACCAAUCUCUCCAAUGAAGCCUAAAGCUGCACCCAGGACUUCGGUACCUAAAUACUCAUCCACGGAAUACAUUUAAAUGAUACAACGUCAUUGAAAACAUAAUCAAUUAAUGCAAUGUCAAAAGAUAUUUUCAUACAAGUGAAAGACUGUAUAAUACUGUAUAUAUAUAUGUGUGUGUGUGUUUUGGGUACGCGCGCGCGCGCGUGUAUAUAUAUAUACAUGUAUGUUUGUGCGUGUGUGUAUUAUCACAUCCUAAUUAUAAAAAUUCAAUAUAUUCGAAUUUAGAGAGUAUACGUAGCACUGCCUAUUCAUAUCUAAUAUAUAGACAGUUAUUUAUGAAAAAUAUUUUGUUAAAUUAAUAAUCCUCUAUACCUAUAUUAAAAAAAAAUGUAUGCGUUUUAUCUAAAUUUUAAUCUGAGAAACGUUUAAUGUAUAAGGUAUACAUAUUAUGGUCUCUGUGACAACCGUCAAUUAAUCAAAUAUUUACAGCAGGAAUAAGAGAACACGGUUAAAAUUAUGUAAAUUUGAACAAUAUAAUUAUAACUACUUUA